AUGAGAUCUCAAUUUCAAAUUUCUGCAACACUGCUGUCAUUUCUUAUUUUUCUUGUAGUUUCAAAUACACUUUCAGUCGCCUUUAAUGACGACAUUAUCGAUUGUCUUUUCAUUGAAACCGAAGGUCUUCCAAUCCCAAUCUACACAGCAGGAGACGCUUCAUUUACAAAAAUAUUACAAUAUCCUACACAUAAUCUAAGGUUCUUAUCGCCUUCAAACCCGAAACCGAACCUCAUUGUAACACCAUUGAAUGAAGAUGAUGUCCAAACAGUUCGUUUUUGUGCUGAUUCAUAUGGUUUUCGUGUCAAAAUUCGAAGUGGUGGUCAUGAUUAUGAAGGUCUUUCUAUUGUAUCUGAUGAAGCUCCGUAUUUAAUCCUCGACAUGUUCAAUCUACGGUCAGUUGACGUCGAUGUAAAUGAGAAAACUGCAUGGGUUCAGUCUGGUGCGACUUUAGGUGAGCUUUAUUACGCAAUCGCUGAGAAAAGCAAAACGCUUGCGUUUCCCGGAGGGCUUUGUGCGACGGUAGGUGUUGGUGGGCAUUUAAGUGGUGGUGGUUAUGGAACUUUGCUGAGAAAAUAUGGACUUGCUGCUGACCAGGUCAUUGAUGCUAGAAUAGUCAACGUGCACGGUACAACUCUUGACAGAACAUUAAUGGGGGAGGAUUUGUUUUGGGCAAUCAGAGGAGGUAGCGCCGGUGGAAGUUUCGGUGUUAUUCUUGCAUGGAAGGUGAAAUUGGUUUCUGUUCCGCGUACCGUGACCGUUUUUAGUGUUGGCAGAACACUAGAAGAAGGUGCGACUGAACUUGUUCAUAAAUGGCAGUACGUCGCGGAUAAAUUCCCCAAAGAGCUCUUCAUGAGGAUCGCUUUCCAUCUGACGAAUUCUAGUAAGACGGGGGAGAAAACAGUGACAGCUUUCUUCGAUACGUUGUACCUUGGUGGUGCUGAUGAACUAGUUUCUUUGUUGGAACAGAGAUUUCCUGAAUUGGGUAUACAGCAAAAGGAUUGUAAAGAAAUGAGUUGGAUCCAGUCUGCGUUAUAUUUCGGCGUACGACCAUAUAAUGGUUUGAAUCCUCUGCAUGAUUUAUUGAGUAGAGAUGAAGACAAGAGUACUUAUAAGGCGAAAUCUGAUUACGUGAAAGAACCCAUUUCGAUAACUGGAUUAAAAGGAAUUUGGAAAAGAUUAUUAGAAGAAGAAAAGCCUGUGAUGGUCUUCGUUCCUUACGGCGGAAUAAUGGAUGAGAUAUCGGAAUCUGAGAUUCCGUUUCCUCAUAGAAAGGGAAAUAAGUUUAUGAUCCAGUACUUGGUGUAUUGGAAUGAGAAAGGAGUCACUCAAGGAGCUGCACAUCAUAUGAAAUGGAUCAGGAAUCUGUAUGCGUACAUGGAGCAGUAUGUUUCUAAGAAUCCAAGAACUGCGUAUAUCAACUACCGAGAUAUCGAUUUAGGCCGCUACAUGAAUGGCACAGGAAGUUACUCACAAGGUGAAGCUUGGGGAAGGAAGUACUUCAAUGGUAAUUUUGAUAGAUUGGUAAAAGUGAAAAGUAUAGUUGAUCCUGAAAACUUCUUUAGAAAUGAACAGAGCAUUCCAACUCUUUCUGAAUCUUAAUUACCAGCUCAUGGAUGCAAAUAAAAUGGCCU
Messenger RNA from Papaver somniferum (opium poppy), 1634 nucleotides. Its product is annotated as berberine bridge enzyme-like 15. Lineage: Eukaryota; Viridiplantae; Streptophyta; Magnoliopsida; Ranunculales; Papaveraceae. The record is from RefSeq and is a predicted model, not a curated record. Gene Ontology annotation, molecular function: FAD binding; oxidoreductase activity. Bases 1 to 1602 code for a protein of 533 amino acids. The transcript has a single exon.